GAGAGCACAUCUCCUUACAAGAUGGUCUCGCCACUCAAAGCCAAGCAGACACCCAUGAAAUCCUCAGUCACAGUGUCUGCUCUGGCUGCUGUCAAAAUGUCAGGUAAGAGAAUGUCUGAGAAGUUUGUGUCGCCGCUGAAGGACAGUAAGACUCCCAUGAAGACGGGCAAGGUGGUUAAAGCAAAAGCCAAGACACCUGCUAAAACUAAGACACCUGCAAAAGCUAAGACACCUGCUAAAGCUAAGACACCUGCAAAGGCCAAGACACCUGCAAAGACAAAGACACCCGCUAAACCCAAGACACCUGCUGAAGAAAAGACACCGAAAUUCUUGGUAUGGCUGCUGUCAAAAUGUCAGGUAAGAGAAUGUCUGAGAAGUUUGUGUCGCCGCUGAAGGACAGUAAGACUCCCAUGAAGACA
Molecule: messenger RNA, 419 nt
Organism: Patiria miniata (bat star)
Lineage: Eukaryota; Metazoa; Echinodermata; Asteroidea; Valvatida; Asterinidae
Product: neurofilament heavy polypeptide-like
Exons: 1
Coding region: 22-393 (123 amino acids)
Source: RefSeq, a predicted model, not a curated record